Molecule: messenger RNA, 2773 nt
Organism: Haliotis rufescens (red abalone)
Lineage: Eukaryota; Metazoa; Mollusca; Gastropoda; Lepetellida; Haliotidae
Product: ATP-dependent RNA helicase HAS1-like
Exons: 13
Coding region: 34-1926 (630 amino acids)
Biological process (GO): maturation of LSU-rRNA from tricistronic rRNA transcript (SSU-rRNA, 5.8S rRNA, LSU-rRNA)
Cellular component (GO): nucleolus
Molecular function (GO): RNA helicase activity; nucleic acid binding; ATP binding
Source: RefSeq, a predicted model, not a curated record
UGUAAGCCAGCUAUUUACAACACGUGUUCGAAGAUGGCACAGUCUGAUGAUGGUCCCACACUUAAAGACAAGCAAAAGCUGAGACAAAUUCAAACAUUGAUUAAGGGAGGUCGUCUUGAUGUAAAAGAGUUGAAGACACUGAAGAAACUUGAAUCCAAAAUACAGAGAAGACUGACUGCUGAACUGACAGAGGAGAGUGAGACGGAGGAUUCAGGUAGAGAGGGGACGAGAAAAGUUGGUGGUACCAGCAGAAAGCGAAAGCCAUCGAUGUCACUAGAGAACAAGGGAGCAGAAGCAGCCAAGAAGAUUUGUUCAACUGCUGAUGUCAGCGCUGAUCGCGGCAAUACAGAUACUGAUGAUGACGGGUCAAGCGAGUCUGGAGAAGAUGAGGGAGGGAACACUGUUCAGACAAUGGAAAUAUCACAGUUGCCAGGAAGCAGUGUUGGAGCAGGCAUUGUGACAGACUUGUCGUUUGCAAGUCUGAAGGGCAAAGUUGCAGACAACUCCUUGAAAGGAAUAGAAGAUAUGGGCUUUACCUACAUGACUGAGAUUCAAGCAAAGUCCAUUCCUCACUUGCUGGAAGGCCGGGAUCUCAUGGGAGCUGCAAAGACUGGAAGCGGCAAAACGCUGGCAUUCCUUAUUCCUGCUGUUGACUUGAUGUACAAACUGAAGUUCAUGCCUCGCAAUGGAACUGGCUGCAUCAUUAUUUCGCCCACUCGGGAGCUGUCCAUGCAGACAUUCGGGGUGCUGAAGGAGCUGCUCAAGUACCACUGCCACACCUAUGGACUCGUCAUGGGGGGCACGGAUCGGAAACAAGAGGCCAAGAAGCUGGCCAAGGGAAUCAAUAUACUGGUGGCUACGCCAGGCCGCCUUCUGGACCAUCUGCAGAACACGCCAGACUUCAUGUUCAAGAACCUCCAGUGCCUCAUCAUUGAUGAAGCUGAUCGAAUACUGGAUUUGGGAUUUGAAGAAGAAAUGCGACAGAUUAUCAAACUGUUGCCAAAGAGGCGGCAGACCAUGCUUUUCUCAGCAACACCCACCAGAAAAACGGAAGAUUUGGCUCGAGUAUCCUUGAAGAAAGAACCAUUGUACGUGGGUGUUGAUGACCGGAAGGAUGCUGCCACAGUCGAAGGCCUGGAGCAGGGCUAUGUUGUAUCCCCAUCAGACAGACGAUUUCUUCUCUUGUUCACUUUCCUGAAGAAGAAUCGCAAAAAGAAGAUAAUGGUUUUCUUCAGUUCGUGUAUGGCUGUGAAGUUCCACAGCGAGCUUCUGAACUACAUUGACCUGCCAGUCAUGUGUAUCCAUGGUAAACAAAAGCAAAGUAAACGAACACAGACGUUUUUCCAGUUUUGCAAUUCCAAAGAAGCCAUAUUAUUGUGUACUGAUGUUGCUGCUCGUGGGCUUGAUAUCCCACUGGUUGAUUGGAUCAUACAAUACGACCCACCUGAUGACCCAAAGGAAUACAUUCACAGAGUUGGCCGAACUGCUCGUGGGGAUGGCGGCUGUGGACAUGCACUGCUCAUUCUUCGCCCUGAAGAGUUGGGCUUCCUUCGAUAUCUGAAGCAGGCCAAAAUUCCACUUCAUGAGUUUGAAUUUGCCUGGAGUAAAAUCUCCAACAUCCAGCCUCAGCUGGAGAAACUGAUGUCACAGAACUACUUCCUACACAAGUCAGCGGACAUGGCGUACAAGUCUUACGUCCGGGCAUAUGCUAGUCAUAGCCUCAAACAGAUAUUUGAUGUCAGUACCUUGGACCUUAAGAAAGUGGCUCUCUCCUUCGGCCUGAUGGUCCCCCCACAGACCAACAUGGAAUUAAAGGGUAGGACAUCCCAACGGCGAGGACGUGAAGAAUCCUACGGUUAUCGCAAGGACAAGUUUGGAAAGAAAGCAAAGAUGUUCAAACAAGUUGGUGGUAGACAGAAGAGAUAGGGUGAGCUUAGCAAGGACUGAUUUGCAGCCACUUGCUGUCUACACAGUGAUGUGUCAGACUGGCUGUCUACACAGUGAUGCGUUAAACUAGCUGUCUACACUGUGAUGUGUCCGACUGGCUGUCUACACUGUGAUGUGUCCGACUGGCUGUCUACACUGUGAUGUGUCCAACUAGCUGUCUACACAGUGAUGCGUCCAACUGGCUGUCUACACAGUGAUGUGUCCAACUAGCUGUCUACACAGUGAUGCGUCCAACUGGCUGUCUACACAGUGAUGUGUCCAACUAGCUGUCUACACUGUGAUGUGUCCAACUAGCUGUCUACACUGUGAUGUGUCCGACUGGCUGUCUACACAGUGAUGUGUCCAACUGGCUGUCUACACUGUGAUGUGUCCAACUAGCUGUCUACACUGUGAUGUGUCCGACUGGCUGUCUACACAGUGAUGUGUCCGACUGGCUGUCUACACUGUGAUGUGUCCCACUGGCUGUCUACACUGUGAUGUGUCCAACUGGCUGUCUACACAGUGAUGUGUCCAACUGGCUGUCUACACUGUGAUGUGUCCAACUGGCUGUCUACACAGUGAUGUGUCAGACUGGCUGUCUACACUGUGAUGUGUCCAACUGGCUGUCUACACAGUGAUGUGUCCGACUGGCUGUCUACACUGUGAUGUGUCCAACUGGCUGUCUACACAGUGAUGCGUCCAACUGGCUGUCUACACAGUGAUGUGUCCAACUAGCUGUCUACACAGUGAUGCGUCCAACUGGCUGUUUAGACGGCAACACAACUUUCAUUAUCAUUAUAUAUUUGCUGCUGUUGGACUCAUUUUGUCAAUAAAGAAUCUUAUCUUC